Molecule: messenger RNA, 882 nt
Organism: Choloepus didactylus (southern two-toed sloth)
Lineage: Eukaryota; Metazoa; Chordata; Mammalia; Pilosa; Megalonychidae
Product: actin, cytoplasmic 2-like
Exons: 2
Coding region: 1-882 (293 amino acids)
Source: RefSeq, a predicted model, not a curated record
AUGUGCAAGGCUGGCUUUUCAGGUGAUUCACCCUGGUUCAUCUUUCCAUCCAUGUUAGGGCAUCUCUGGCCCCAGUAUGUAAGGAUGGGCAUGGGCCAGGAAGACUCCUAUGUGGGUGAUGAGGCUCAGAGUGCUGCUGACCAAGACCCCCUGAACCUGAAGGCCAACCAUGAGAAGGUGACUGAGAUCAUGUUUGAGAACUACAACACCCUUGCUAUGUAUGUGGCCAACAAUUCCAUGUUCUCCUUGUAUGCUUCUGGCUGCACCACAGGCAUUAUUAUGAACUCUGGUUAUGGAGUCACCCACAAUGUGUCCAUCUAUGAGGGCUAUGCCCUGCCCCAUGCCAUCCUGUGUUUGAGCCUGGCCAGCUGUCAUCUGACAGACUACCUGUUGAGGAUACUCAUGGAGCAUGGCUACAGUUUCACCACCAUGGGUGAGAGGGAUAUUGUGUGUGACAUAAAGAAGAAACUCAGCUAUGUUGCCCUGGACUUCAAGCAGGAGAUGGCCACCACUGCCUUGUCCACCUCCCUGGAAAAGAGCUAUGAGCUUCCUGAUGGGAAGUUCAUCUCCAUUGGCAGUGAUCAGUUCUGCUGUCAUGAAGCCCUCUUCCAGCCUUCCUUCCUGGGCAUGGAAUCCUAUGGCAUCCAUGAAAUUGCCUUCAACUCCAUCAUGAAAUGUGUUGUGACCAUCCACAAGAAUCUCUAUGCCAAUUUUUUACUGCCUGGUGGGACCACUAUGUAUCUGAGCAUUACUGACAGAAUGCAGAAGGAGAUCACAGUGCUUGCACCCAGCACAAUGAAGACAAAGGCCAUUGCCCCCUUUGAGCACAAGUACUCUGUGUGGAUUGGUGGAUCCAUACUGGCCUCACUGUCCACAUUCUAG